Molecule: messenger RNA, 2462 nt
Organism: Branchiostoma belcheri (Belcher's lancelet)
Lineage: Eukaryota; Metazoa; Chordata; Leptocardii; Amphioxiformes; Branchiostomatidae
Product: beta-adrenergic receptor kinase 2-like
Exons: 24
Coding region: 24-2270 (748 amino acids)
Biological process (GO): protein phosphorylation; G protein-coupled receptor signaling pathway; regulation of signal transduction
Molecular function (GO): G protein-coupled receptor kinase activity; G protein-coupled receptor binding; ATP binding
Source: RefSeq, a predicted model, not a curated record
GCUGCACUGUGAAAGACGGCAAGAUGGCGGACCUAGAGGCGGUUCUGGCGGACGUGAGCUAUCUCAUGGCCAUGGAGAAGAGUAAAUCUACUCCAGCGGCCAGAGCUAGCAAAAAAAUCAUUCUACCAGACCCAAGUGUGCGAUCGGUGAUGCACAAAUACCUGGAAGAGAGGGGGGAGGUCACCUUUGAUAAGAUCUUCAACCAGAAAAUAGGGUUCUUGCUGUUCAAAGAUUACUGUGAGAACGUGAUUGAGGAGCCAGUGCCACAGCUACAGUUUUAUGAAGAGACGAAGGCAUAUGAACACAUGGAUGAGGAGGAUGAGCGGUUGAAGGCUGCCCGACACAUCUACGACACCUACAUCAUGAAGGAGCUGCUGUCUUGUUCCCAUAAAUUCUCGGAAAGUGCUGUUGAAUACGUGCAAACUCGGCUGCUCAAGCAAGAGGUGCCAGUCGACCUGUUCGAGCCCUACAUUGAAGAGAUAUGCAACAGUUUACGAGGAGAAAUAUUUCAGAAAUUUCUAGAAAGUGAAAAGUACACACGAUUUUGCCAGUGGAAAAAUUUAGAGCUGAACAUCCAGUUAACAAUGAACGACUUCAGCGUUCACAGAAUUAUCGGCAGAGGCGGCUUCGGAGAAGUGUACGGAUGCCGAAAAGCGGACACAGGCAAAAUGUAUGCAAUGAAAUGCCUGGAUAAAAAGAGAAUCAAAAUGAAGCAGGGGGAGACACUGGCUUUGAACGAGCGUAUCAUGUUAUCCUUAGUUAGCACGGGGAUGGUAGGGCAGGCUGACUCUCCCUUCAUAGUGUGCAUGACAUACGCAUUCCAGACUCCCGACAAGCUGUGCUUCAUUCUGGAUCUUAUGAACGGUGGUGACCUACACUACCACCUGUCCCAGCACGGAGUGUUCACAGAGUCAGAGAUGAAGUUCUACGCAGCAGAGAUUAUCCUGGGCUUGGAGCACAUGCACAGCAGGAGCAUCGUCUACAGGGAUCUCAAGCCUGCCAACAUUCUACUGGAUGAACACGGACAUGUCAGAAUAUCAGACCUGGGUCUGGCUUGUGACUUUUCCAAGAAGAAGCCCCAUGCUAGCGUGGGCACACAUGGGUACAUGGCUCCUGAAGUCCUGGCUAAGGGCCAGGCUUACGACUCGAGUGCAGACUGGUUCUCCCUGGGCUGUAUGCUCUUUAAACUACUAAAAGGACACAGCCCAUUCCGACAGCACAAGACAAAAGACAAACACGAGAUUGACAGGAUGACCAUGACCAUGGUAAGGGAUGUGGACCUGCCCGACUCCUUAUCCUCAGAGUGCAAGGAACUGCUGGGGGGUUUACUCAAGAGAGAUGUCAACGAUAGGCUGGGCUGCCAAGGGAGAGGAGCUGAGGAGGUAAAGACUCUGAGAUUUUUCAAGGACAUCGACUGGGCCAAAGUGUACCAACUCAAGUACCCCCCACCUCUGGUGCCCCCACGAGGGGAGGUCAACGCUGCAGAUGCCUUUGACAUUGGAUCGUUUGACGAGGAGGACACCAAAGGCAUCAAACUGACCGAGGCUGACCAGGAGCUGUACAAGAACUUCCCCCUGGUGGUGUCCGAGAGGUGGCAGCAAGAGAUCGCUGAAACUGUGUACGAUGCAGUCAACACUGACGCUGACAAGAACGAGGCGAAGAAACGAGCCAAGAAAAUGAUGGAUGAAAAAGAAUAUGCUGAGGGGAAGGACUGCAUCAUCCAUGGCCACCUGCUGAAGCUGGGCGGCCCGUUCCUGACGGCCUGGCAGAAGAGGUACUUCUGGCUCUUCCCCAACCGUCUGGAGUGGCAGGGUGAAGCCGAGAAAGGGUCGUUCGCUUUGUUGCUACCCAUGGAGGAGACAGGCAGACGACAUACUUGUAGGAAGCUGCUCACAUCCCUUAGUAGGAAGCUGAGUCGGAGGUUGACUCAGUGUAGACAUAGGAGACCUGUAGGACAUGAUGUGGUUUUAUUUCAUUUUCAGGACGUCGUCCAACAGAAUAAUGUUUUAGUUCUUGAGUCUGUUUUGGCGGUGGAGGAGACGACAGUCAAGGGCAACAAGUGUAUCCAGCUGAAGGUCAAGGGCGGGAAACAGUUCCUCCUGCGUCCAGAGAGUGACCCAGAGUUUGUUCAGUGGAUGAAGGAGAUAAAGGACGCCCUGAUGGAGGCACAGCGGGUCAUGAGCAUGGCGCCAAAACAGUUCGCCAAGUCCAGCUCGGCCUCUGACCUCGGGAAGGUCCCGCUGGCACAGAGAAACAGCAACGGGAACUGACGUACAACCAAGGAAUUCUUCAACCCGUGAAUGUAGCAUAUACAAAUGUGUACGUAUUCACACAACAUGUACUACAUUAUACAUGUGACCAGUCGAGCCGGCUGCCCUCCCUACCCUGUACACCCCCCAUGAAGCAAUGGUGCAGUCCACAGCCACUAUACUACGUUUUCAGUGGUGGUUUCUGCUUUGGAG